AUGAUUACAGAAUUGCAAAGUAACAUUGACCAGACUUUGAUGAGGGCAGAGGCUUAAAAAGAAAACACAAGAGAAUGUAUCCUUUUGCAAAAGAAACAUUCGUCUCGAAAAAGAGAAGAGUGAAAGAAAAUAAAGCAAAAGCUAGGAAGCGACGCUGUGAAAGAGCAGAGAAAAAUUGUGAGAGAGUGUUCUUCGGAAUCAAUCACUCAUCAUCUUAUGGUGAAGUUAUAACCUCCGAUCAUUGA
Molecule: messenger RNA, 245 nt
Organism: Porites evermanni
Lineage: Eukaryota; Metazoa; Cnidaria; Anthozoa; Scleractinia; Poritidae
Source: the annotation of a GenBank genome assembly